Molecule: messenger RNA, 1200 nt
Organism: Hemisphaericaspora subhashii
Lineage: Eukaryota; Fungi; Ascomycota; Pichiomycetes; Serinales; Debaryomycetaceae
Gene: FAL1
Product: ATP-dependent RNA helicase
Exons: 1
Coding region: 1-1200 (399 amino acids)
Cellular component (GO): nucleolus; catalytic step 2 spliceosome
Molecular function (GO): RNA helicase activity; mRNA binding; ATP binding
Source: RefSeq, a predicted model, not a curated record
AUGGAUGACUUUGAUAGAGAUUUAGAUAAUGAGUUAGAGUUUAGUCAUAAAUCCACCAAAGGGAUUAAGGUCCAUCGUACUUUUGAAAGUAUGAAAUUAAAACCUGAUCUUUUGAAAGGAAUAUAUGGAUAUGGAUUUGAAGCACCUUCUGCCAUUCAAUCAAGAGCUAUUAUGCAAAUCAUAAGUGGGAAAGAUACCAUUGCUCAAGCUCAAUCAGGUACUGGUAAAACCGCCACUUUCUCAAUUGGAAUGUUACAAGUUAUAGAUACGAAAUCAAAGGAUUGUCAAGCUUUGAUCUUGUCACCAACUAGAGAAUUAGCAGUUCAAAUCCAAAAUGUUGUGAAACAUUUGGGAGAUUAUAUGAAUAUUCAUACGCAUGCAUGUAUUGGAGGUACGCAUGUUGGAGAGGAUGUUAAGAAAUUACAACAAGGUCAACAGAUUGUAAGUGGUACUCCUGGACGUGCAUUAGAUAUGAUAAAAAGAAGGAAUUUAACUACAAGGAAUAUAAAGAUUUUAAUUCUUGAUGAAGCAGAUGAGUUAUUCACAAAGGGGUUUAAGGAGCAGAUAUAUGAGAUAUAUAAACAUUUACCACCUGGAGUACAAGUAGUUGUUGUAAGUGCAACCUUACCAAGAGAAGUUUUGGAAAUGACAAAUAAGUUUACUACUGAUCCAGUGAAGAUUUUAGUGAAACGAGAUGAAAUUUCAUUGCUGGGGAUUAAGCAAUUUCAUAUUCAAUGUGAAAAGGAAGAUUGGAAGUUUGAUACUUUAUGUGAUUUAUACGAUAACUUGACGAUUACUCAAGCAGUCAUCUUUUGUAACACAAAAUUAAAAGUUAAUUGGUUAAGUGAUCAAAUGAAGAAACAAAAUUUUGCAGUCGUUGCAAUGCAUGGAGAUAUGAAACAAGAUGAACGAGAUUCUAUUAUGAAUGAUUUCAGAACGGGGAAUUCACGUGUUUUGAUCUCUACUGAUGUUUGGGCUAGAGGAAUAGAUGUUCAACAAGUGUCACUUGUUAUAAAUUAUGAUUUACCAUCUGAUAAAGAGAAUUAUAUUCAUAGGAUUGGUAGAUCUGGUAGAUUUGGAAGAAAAGGGAUUGCAAUUAAUUUAAUUACUAAAGAUGAUAUCCCAACUUUGAAAGAUAUUGAAAAGUAUUAUUCUACGAGAAUCAAAGAAAUGCCAAUGAAUAUUAAUGAUAUUAUGUAA